AUAACCCCACUGCAGGCUGGACUCCAAACCACAACCUGCCGAAUUACUUGUAGAAAAAAUGCCCCAGACCGCGAUGUCAAGGCACUUCGCAGACAAAGUUCAAGAGAUAACGAAUCAUUUUGUUUGUCAGGUAGCUUUUUUGACAAUUUAAUCUGAUGGAUUAAUUGAUAGUCAAGUAAAUCGCAGAACAUUGGAUACAAUACAAUUAGAAUCAUUCACCGACGAUUGCAUUAUGUGGCAACCUUGCGCGUACUACUGGUGCUUGGAGAACGAAUAAACACAGGAGAGGACAGGAAUUCAUGAAGGCCACCGAUCUACAAUGCAGAUCAGCCAAACUGCCAUCUUGCUGUUGUCAGUAACGUCAUUCACCUCAUGGAGCGCCCUCUACGGCAUCCUUUGCCUGGCGUUUACUCACAAGUCCUACGAGUGGAGUUACCGGGUUGUGGUGACGGUCCACUGUCUGGCUAUGCUCGUUAUGAGCGCAGCUUGCGAAUUGUUCAACGAAACCUGGCGAUUUAGCAUUCCAGGACAGCCGUCUACGAACGACGAGAUUUUCACGUUGGCAAUAUGCCAAGGUUAUUUCAUCUUUGACCUCAUCCACAGUAUAUACCAAGGCAAGGCCAAGGUGAUGUGGGCCCACCAUGCAAUCGCAGCCGUGGGAGCCCGCGUGACAUUGACGUCCGGCAUUUGUGGCGCCGAAGUCACCUUAUGUCUGUUCCUGGCCGAACUGACCAACCCAAUGCUGAUGGCGCACUGGUUCCUACGCGAUGCCGGCAUGGCAGAUCACAUCCUCUACGAGGUGAAUCAGCUCUUGUUCUUGGCGUCCUACAUUGUAAUACGCAUGGGGCUUGGGUCGUAUCUACUGUACCUCUACAUCAUGAACCCUCUGUCCUAUGUACUCCUCAAGAUCGGCGGGAUAAUAAUGUGGCUAGUUAACGUAGUUUUUAUGGGGGAGAUUUUAAAGAAGGCUUACAAGAAUUUCAUAGUGAAGAAACGGAUAUGAGAAACGUGUGCGAGUGAAACCAUCAUUAAGGGCUGGCUAUUUAUUCCCGUGGUUUAAACGAUAUACUUUGAGUAAGGCCAAAAAAAAGUCUCCGGUUUCUGGUAUGCGCGCGC
This is a messenger RNA of Patiria miniata (bat star), 1116 nucleotides long. Its product is annotated as TLC domain-containing protein 5-like. Gene Ontology annotation, cellular component: membrane. The coding region runs from base 320 to 1003 and encodes 227 amino acids. NCBI's taxonomy places the organism in Eukaryota, Metazoa, Echinodermata, Asteroidea, Valvatida, Asterinidae. The transcript has 3 exons. The record is from RefSeq and is a predicted model, not a curated record.